Coccidioides posadasii C735 delta SOWgp is the source of this 1626-nucleotide messenger RNA. RefSeq lists its product as uncharacterized. Lineage: Eukaryota; Fungi; Ascomycota; Eurotiomycetes; Onygenales; Onygenaceae. Gene Ontology annotation, biological process: transmembrane transport. The record is from RefSeq and is a predicted model, not a curated record. Gene Ontology annotation, molecular function: transmembrane transporter activity. Gene Ontology annotation, cellular component: fungal-type vacuole membrane.
AUGGUCGCCAAAUGCUGCAGACUGAAGCACACAAAAAUAUUGGGCGCCUAUAAUGUGAGCGAAUGGAAAAGAAUAGCCCAGAUAUGCGCGGCUGUAGUAUACUGCCUGCUAGCAGCAGGCAUUGUAUUUGGCUAUGCUGCACUCAAGCCCAUUCUUAUCACGGAGGGCGUUUAUCGGGAUCGCUGCACGAAAGAGGAGCUUGAUCAGGGCGUCGAUGUCUGUUCCGAACAGGAGAUUCGCUUGAAUCUCAUGUUCACAGUCGCCGCAGUUGUCACCAACAUCUGUGCGCUGCCCGUUGGGGGCAUAUUAGACUCCUGCGGUCCUCGAGUCCCUGGUGCUAUUGGAAGUAUCUUCAUUGCUCUUGGUGCACUUCUAUUUGCAAAUCCCGCUCAUUUUCCAUACGAUGGGCGUUUAACGGGCUAUGCUCUCUUCGCUAUUGGUGGCCCGUUCGUAUUCAUAUCCUCUUUCCAUCUAUCGAAUACAUUUCCAAAACACGCUGGCCUCAUUUUGUCCAUGCUAACGGGCGCAUUUGAUUGUUCGAGCGCCUUAUUUUUGCUAUUCCGCCUGGUACACGGGAAGGCGAAUGGUUUCUUUACCAUCAAAACUUUGUUCUUGAUAUAUUUGAUUGUGCCGGCGUUCAUUCUUGCUUCCCAAGUCCUAUUGAUGCCGUCUCGAUCUUAUAGCACUGUGGGAGAAUUACUCCAACAUGCCGAAGAGACCCUUGCAGAAGACGAAUCUGAAAAUGGAGGUCACUCUGCAGUUACCCAGGAACGCGACGCGGACUUAUCCCCACGAUAUCAACGUUUAAUUUCUCAAAUCAACGCUCUCAUCGACGACCAAAACUCCCAAUCGGGCUCUGAGUAUACCUCAAAUCCUGCAUUCAAAGCUGACCCUAAUUGGGGGGUAAUGCAUACCUCCUCCUCCCUUCAACAAAUCCUUUCUCCCUGGUUCAUCUUUAUCACCCUCUUCACUAUUAUUCAAAUGCUGCGCACAAACUACUUUAUAUCCACCAUCCAUCCGCAAUAUGAAUACCUCCUCUCGCAACCCAAUCAAGCAAGGCAGCUGAACCACCUUUUUGACUUCUUCCUACCACUUGGCGGCCUUAUCGCUAUUCCUUUCAUAGGAAUCAUCCUAGAUCAGAGCACUCUACCCGGCAUCCUCACUCUCCUUGUGACCGGUGCAACUCUCGUCGGUGUUCUAGGAUGCAUCUCAGAUAGCCUGCCCGCCGCGUACGCCAACAUAUCCCUCUUCGUGCUCUACCGGCCGUACUUCUACACCGUCGUAUCCGACUACGCCGCAAAAGUAUUUGGAUUCCAAACAUUCGGAAAGGUGUAUGGAUUGAUUACUUUUCUUGCAGGUUUGGGGAACUUUUUACAGAGUCCUUUAGAUAUUCUAACGAUCAAAAUUUUGCAUGGGAAUCCUGUGCCGGUGAAUAUUGGAUUGACAGGGGCUGGGGCCAUUGCGGGCGGCGUAUUAGCUUGGUUCGUUUGGUGGAGAAAUAAGCGGUGGAUGGGAGUUGGAUCCGCCGCCUGCGAUGUUGGUGAGACCGAGAGAUUACUGCCCGAUGCAUUGAAUGAGAGACGAGAGGGUUCUUACGGCGCUCUGAGGCGAGGUGAGACAGCAUGA